Cinclus cinclus is the source of this 717-nucleotide messenger RNA. RefSeq names its product RAB28, member RAS oncogene family (gene RAB28). The record is from RefSeq and is a predicted model, not a curated record. Gene Ontology annotation, cellular component: endosome; Golgi apparatus. Gene Ontology annotation, molecular function: GTPase activity; GTP binding. NCBI's taxonomy places the organism in Eukaryota, Metazoa, Chordata, Aves, Passeriformes, Cinclidae. Bases 1 to 717 code for a protein of 238 amino acids. The transcript is spliced from 8 exons.
AUGUCGGACUCGGAGGAGGAGGAGAGUCCGGACCACCAGCUCAAGCUGGUGGUGCUGGGGGACGGCACCACUGGCAAGACGUCCUUAGCUACACGUUUUGCUCAAGAAACAUUUGGAAAACAGUACAAACAAACCAUAGGACUGGACUUCUUCUUGAAAAGGAUAUUGUUGCCAGGAAAUUUGAAUGUAACUCUUCAAGUGUGGGAUGUGGGGGGACAAACGAUAGGAGGCAAAAUGCUGGAUAAAUAUAUUUAUGGAGCUCAGGGUAUUCUCUUGGUUUAUGAUAUUACCAAUGGCCAGAGUUUUGAAAAUUUGGAAGACUGGUAUAAUGUGGUAAAAAAAGUGAAUGAAGAAUCAGAAAGACAGCCACUUGUGGCCUUGGUUGGAAAUAAAAUUGACUUGGAGCAUAUUCGCACAGUGAAAGCUGACAAGCACCAGCGAUUUUGUCAGGAAAACAAUUUCAGUAGCCAUUUUGUGUCAGCCAAGACAGGAGAUUCUGUCUUCCUGUGUUUUCAGAGAAUUGCUGCUGACAUACUCGGUGUCAAAUUAAACAAAGCAGAAUUGGAACAAUCACAGUGUAAAAACUGCAUGGGGUACGGCUUUGUUCCUUGGCAUUGGCAAGAGCAUGUUGUCAGGGCAGAACUAGUGAAAUAUCCUGAAGAAGAUAACCAACAUCCCACUUCCAACUGCCAGAGCAAGGUCUGCUCAGUGCAGUAG